Pieris macdunnoughi is the source of this 429-nucleotide messenger RNA. The record is from the annotation of a GenBank genome assembly. NCBI's taxonomy places the organism in Eukaryota, Metazoa, Arthropoda, Insecta, Lepidoptera, Pieridae.
AUGUCGCUUGGCCCUGCUAAGCGUGCAUUAAUAUUGUCAAUAGUUGGAGUUAGUGGAAGUGAAGUACGUGUUCCGCCUGCCGCUAUCUACGGCGCAGCUCGCGCGGUGAAUUCGAAUGGCCUCUCACACCGCGGAGCCCGGCCGGCGCCCCCUGCCCCCCUCUCGCACCCCCGCCCCGUCGUCCCCACCCCGCAACGCCCCAUAAACUCGCGUCUUAAUUUUAACUUUAUUUCUUACCGCUACUGUUCCAAGAAAAUUAAGUGUGAACGAACCGCUGAAAGAUUCACACGGGUAUACUGGCAAUUCUGUUCCCGCUACGGGAACGCUACGAUGCAAAUAAAUUCAAAGAAACCCGCGACCGGACAGCACUGCCCCUCGUUAUUAUUCGGCUCUCGCGGAAUUGCUUUUAUACCCUUAAUGGAAAAGUGA